Monoraphidium neglectum is the source of this 1521-nucleotide messenger RNA. RefSeq lists its product as hypothetical. The record is from RefSeq and is a predicted model, not a curated record. Bases 1 to 1521 code for a protein of 506 amino acids. Lineage: Eukaryota; Viridiplantae; Chlorophyta; Chlorophyceae; Sphaeropleales; Selenastraceae. The transcript has 11 exons.
AUGGGCAGCGGCCAGGCAGACUACCGCGCCGGGACCCUGUUCUGGUCAGACCCCGUCACUUGGCUCGGCACGCCGCACGCCGCCACCAACGGCCCCGCGCCUGGCGCCAACGUGUCCAUCCCCUUUGGCUGGAACCUCGUGAUCGACGCGUCGCCGCCGCCAUUGGGGCUGCUGCUUAUUGAGGGCAACGCAAGCUUCUCGUCGGCGGCGGACGUCAAUCUCACGGCCACAUACAUCGUCGUGCAGGGCACCGGCCGCUUGGAGGCGGGCAGCCCUGAGGCGCCCCACCCCACGCGUGCCACCAUCAAGCUGGCCGGCGACAGGCAGACCAGGGGGCUGGCAAUAAGCAACGAUCUGGUCCUGGGGUCCAAGGUGCUCGCGGUGAUCAACGGCGGCACGCUGUCCCUCCACGGCGCCCGCGUCUCGCGCCGCUGGACGCGCCUGGCCGCCCCCGCGGCCGCCGGCUCGGCGUCGCUCAGCAUCUCCGGGGCGGCCCUGGGGUGGGCGGUGGGGCAGACCGUGGUCGUCACUAGCACCACCUUUAACCCCGACCAAGCAGAGACCAGGAAGAUUACGGGCGUGACAGAAGUCCCCGCAAGCGGGACUGGCGCCGAGAACACGACGAGGCUCGCGCUGGACGCCCCCCUGUCCUGGGAUCACGGCGCAAGGACCGCCAGCUACCCCGGCAGCCCGUAUCACCUGGACAUGCGCGCUGAGGUGGCGCUGCUGGACAGCAACAUCUUGGUGGUGCCCGCUGAGCAGGACCCCGCGUCUGUUGCAGCGGUCGGGGGCUCAAGAUUUGGCCCGGUCGUGCUGGCGGCAGGCACUGGGACCACUGUGAGGGUGUCCCAGGUGGCCUCCCGCUACUGCGGCCAGUCAGGCCUCCAGCGCGCCUGCUGGCAGUUCCAAGGGCUCGCAAACGCGACGGCUGGGUCGAGCGGCGGCUCGAACGCCAGCAGCUCGGCGGCGGGCGGCAGCUACCUGUCGGGCGUCGCCACCUUCCGGGGGCAGGACGCGUCGCUGCGGCUGCUGGCGGCCAGCGGAAGCGCGCGGCCGCCGCCGCUGGAGUCUGCGGCCAGCGUGCUGGUCGAGGGCAGCGUCUUCCACGAGAGCUAUGAUGUCAGCACCGUGGUGAUUGCCGGCCCCAACAACGUGCUGCUCAACAACCUGGCAAUGGGCACGUCUAAGGACAUGGCAGGAAAAUCAAGCUUCGAUCAGCAGCUGCCCGCCACCUUCGAGCUCCUGGACGCCGCCGCCCUCAACAACACCCUCCGCGGCAACGUCGCCGCUGGCAGCCACCGCAUCGGCUUCCGCGUCGCCGGCGACGCCUGCCCCGCGGCCACGCCCUCGGCCUCGCUGGCGGCCGCCGCGGCGACGCCCGGCGCCCCCGGCCGGCCGCGGCGCGCGCAGGUGUUUGAGGGCAACAGCGCCCACAGUAGCCUGGUGUCGCUGGUCCUUGCGGACAACCUCGAGGGUGCCCCCUGCACCAGCCUCAAGAACUUUUCCUCGUGGGCCCUCUAA